AUGUUACCUAUAAUUUUAUUAACAAUUUUUCUUUGUCUUGUAUUAACAUAUGUAUUAAUUAUAUUAAAUCGAUAUAAAUAUUUUUCAUUACAAGAAAUACCAGGACCUCGGCCACAAUUUUUUUUUGGUAAUUUUAAUACACUAUGGAAUGCUGAAUUUCCUUCUCGACAAUUACAAACAUGGACAAAACAAUUUGGACAAAUAUAUGGAAUUUAUGAAGGAACAACACCGACUUAUGUUGUAUCCAAUGUUAACUUUUUACAAGAAGUACUUAUUAAACAAUUUUCAAAUUUUCAUGCACGAAAAGUAGCAGUUCGAACAACAAAUGCUCAACUUGUAAAUUUAUUUAAUUCAGAUGGAGCUAGAUGGAAACGUCAACGAUAUGUAAUAAAUCCAACAUUUUCAGCAUUAAAAUUAAAACAAAUGUCACCACUUAUUAACGAUUGUAUUAAUCAAUUGAUGACUAAAUUACCAACAUAUGCAAAUGAAAAUGAAGAAUUUAAUAUCUAUGAAUUAUAUAAACGAAUGACAAUGGAUGUUAUAUGUCGAUGUGCAUUUGGGAUUGAUACUGAUAUGCAAAACGAUCCAGAUAAUAUCUAUUUGAAAAAGGCGUAUAAAGUAUUUGCCACUGAUACUCGUAAACGUCCCGUGGCGAAACUAAGUGUUCUUAUACCAUCAUUAAAUUCAUUAUUUAUUAAAUUAUUUUUAUUACAAAAUAAUCUAAAACAUUUUAUAAAUCAAGUAUUUCCAUCGUCAAUUAAAUAUAUCGAAGAAUUUCCAACUCUAUGGUUGGGAAAUCGUAUACAUGAAGUAAUUGAAAUGAGAUCUAAGGGAGCUAAACAACGAGUCGAUUUAUUACAAUUAAUGUUAGAAGCAGCAACACGAAAUGAGAUAAAGGAAGAAACAAGUAAGAAGAAUGUUGUAGAUGAUGAAGGAGUUAUAGCAAAAGUAUUAACAUAUAAUGAAGUUAAAAAUAAUGUUGUUGUAUUUAUGCUUGCUGGUUAUGAAACAACUUCGACUGCUCUUGCCUAUUGCACGUAUAUAUUAGCCAAUCAUUCGGAUGUACAACAAAAAUUACAGGAUGAAAUAGAUCAAUACAUUGUCGAUGAUGAUCAACAAAAUCCUGAUUACGAUAUUGUCAAUCGUAUGGACUAUAUGGAUAUGUUUAUUAAAGAAGUUUUGAGAAUGCAUCCAAUUGCUCCUAGAGCAAUCAAUCGCGAAUGUAUCAAGGACACAAUUGUAUGUGGAUAUAAAAUUCCAAAAGGUUCAGUUAUUCAACCAGAUGUUUAUAGUAUACAUUACGAUCCUGAUUUAUGGGGUCCUGUUGAUCCUGAAAAAUUUCAUCCCGAGCGUCAUUCCACUAAGCGACAUCCAUUAUGUUACUUACCGUUUGGUUCAGGUCCACGCAAUUGUGUUGGAAUGAGAUUUGCUUUAACUGAAAUGAAAAUAUUAUUAACAAGAUUAUUGAAACAAUAUACAAUUGUUAAAUGUGAUAAAUUAGAGGAAAAACUGAAUAUUAGACAAAUAACUGUUAUUGCGCCAGAAGCAAUUUGGGUUAAAUUAGAAAAACGCAACCGAUAG
Molecule: messenger RNA, 1581 nt
Organism: Didymodactylos carnosus
Lineage: Eukaryota; Metazoa; Rotifera; Eurotatoria; Philodinida; Philodinidae
Source: the annotation of a GenBank genome assembly